GCAAAAAGCAGCUUUCCGGCACCUAGCUAAAGAUCGUGCUUGACGUCGCAAUGCCGCUCGUGUCGCUCCACUUAUCCUUAGGAAAGGUUUCUUUGUAUCCUAGGGGACAGGUAUGCACGACGACAUCAACAAAGGCGCGUUCUUGCUGCCCAGGCUUCCGCACCCGGAGGGCAGCGUUUCCAAGAAACACUACGAGGAGCGCAGUUGAUAUCCGGGAGCUCUCAAACAUCAUCACAAGCCGGGAACUCGAGAGUGGGGAGCAGCAACACGCCUUGGAGGAGCUUGGUCGUGCUCUGGGUGAGCCUCUGGCCACCAUCAAGAACAUGGCCUUCCGCCAGAAGGGCUUGCUAGCGCUGGACGCGGCGCAGAUUAAAGAGCAUAUCGAGCAGGUGGCGAAGAUUGUGGACGUAUCGUACGAGAAGGCCCGCCAGAUGUGCGUCAUCCAGCCCAGCCUGCUGACCGAUACGCAGCGUCAGGCGGAGGCGCUUCAGUACGGCUUGCGCAUUAUCUGCCACGACCUGAAGGCGCCCAAGGACGAGAUUGUGGACCUCAUCAUCGCCAACCCCUCCCUGCUGCACGGCCGUAGCAUGCGGCUCUCCGUGGCGGACAUGGCCCAUUUGGCGCUGCUGCGGGAGCCGCGGGGACGCAUUGUGGACUAGGCUGGGACCCUAAGGGGAGGGGGACGGCGGGAAGGGUGAAAUGGGAUAUGGAGAGGAGAGUGAGGCCGGUACGCUUCGGGAGCGCUGUCGGAAGCAGGCGGAUGUACCACUACUGCUUGUUGUUGUUUUUUGCAUUGUGCGGUAAUUUAUUGGGUGGUUUGGGUACAGGUGGGCCUUUGGGCCGUUGGGCCGGCUCUGUGGUUUGGGAUAAUAUGUUGUAGUGUAGUGCAUCAUUACUGUGUAGCUAUCGCGCUACAACAUAAUAUGUGGGGAGUUUGGGGGUCGUGGUUGAAAUGUUCUCGCUUGCAUUGCGUGCGUGUGUUACAGCGCGUCGAUGGGCGGAGGCUGGGUGCGACCUGAAUGCGACCAAUGUGUGAGGAAAAGGCCUGUAGCUUGCGGCUGGCGCUUUGCAGCAGUGCAAAUUGUAGCCCUCGCUGCACUUGAGUGUGUGCAGUACGUGUAGAUUAUGGGACCGGGGCAGUCCGCGUAGCUACUGGCGAUGACGUUAGCUGCCCGCUCUUGUUACCCGAAAAAUCACGAUUCAGAUGCGAGUCAGGACGUUGUGCAGCCUGACAUCCCAGGCAGCGGACAGUGUUGGAUCUGCAGGUCAAUGUUCGAUUCAAUGUGACCUUGUCGUUAUCUAAGGUAAACACAUAGAUAGGCGCUUUGGUGCGCGGCAGACCGGAAGCUGGCGAAUGGGCCGCGGGCCAUACGACGUGUACAAGCUUAAAAUUUUAGCAGGCCAAGACCCACACGCCUACCGUAUCGCGGCGCAGUUGUACACGCAUUGCCCAAGAACUGAGCGUGAUGAAGCUUUCCAUGUUAUCCGAUAUUAAACACCCGACAAAAAGGCAGACCGCCGUGUCGUUCGAUAUCGUGAUCACCGAAACAUUGUAUACCCGGGGCAUCCAGCACUACUAAAGAUGUCAUCGAUUGGCGUGGUAUGAUUGAUUGGCGGUGGUGCAUGUGCCACAUUUUCAAGCCGCCAUCCCACAACUUCAUGCAGCUUCUUUGCCCGGAAAGAUGUUUUUUCACGGUGCGCACCAUUACUACCAUAUGAUGUAUUACGGCGCGCAGAACCCGAAGGGAGUGCAGACGCCUGAGAGCGUAGAGCACCGGGGACACACUCUCAUGCGGCCUAAGCUGCUGCGCAGUCUUAGAAGCCGAGCAAUAUAUAACCCUGACGUAGGGGACUAAUGUGCCUGGCGGAAACCUCCUCUCAUCGAAUGAUGAUCAUGAUGGCGUCAAAACCUUGAUCCGCCCUCGAAGUCGGCAACCCAUAAACGCCACGGCCGUGUAGGUGGCCCCGGUGCUCUUCCCGGCGGUUCGGCUCGGCCAGCUCCCCGACACCGCUACGUGAUUGAUGUAGAAGCCGCAUACAGGAGGUCAAAGCCUGGCAACGCUCCGAUGCGACGACUCCGGCCGGGGUUGACAAAAUACAUGUAUUAGAAGCACUGGCACACACGCAGAGACACACGCACACACUCACGGCUAGCCGGCGCGCAAAGCUGUAAUCAUUUGCGCCCCCGGCGGACGCUCCUGUCCUCGUCGAAAAUAAGUAGGGUGUGCCUGGGAGGCGGGAAGCGUAUAUUGAAUCUCAAAUUUCCGUUCCCUCGCCUGACCACAUGCGCCCACAGCCACGUACCAAAAUGAACGGCAACAAAUCCACGUGUACUGCUAAUGCCAUCCGACCGCCAACCGGGCGGCAAGACACUGCUGCGACUCCGUUCC
This is a messenger RNA of Volvox carteri f. nagariensis, 2390 nucleotides long. RefSeq lists its product as uncharacterized. The transcript has 5 exons. The record is from RefSeq and is a predicted model, not a curated record. Lineage: Eukaryota; Viridiplantae; Chlorophyta; Chlorophyceae; Chlamydomonadales; Volvocaceae. The coding region runs from base 51 to 659 and encodes 202 amino acids.